Microthlaspi erraticum is the source of this 939-nucleotide messenger RNA. The record is from the annotation of a GenBank genome assembly. Lineage: Eukaryota; Viridiplantae; Streptophyta; Magnoliopsida; Brassicales; Brassicaceae.
AUGAUAACGCUGGCUUCUCAUUUCAGCUCUUUAACGUCUGAGUCCUCGUCUCAGUUCGCCUCUGUGAUUUCAAUUAAUAUCAUUGUUACCCUUCUCUGCCUUUGUAUUGUGAUUGGCCAUCUUUUGGAGGAGAAUCGAUGGCUGAACGAUUCAAUCAUAGCUUUAUGGAUUGGGUUUGGCACUGGUGUCGUCAUUUUGUUCCUUACCCGAGGGACAAACUCACAUCUGCUCGUCUUCAAAGAAGAUCUUUUCUUUAUAUAUCUUUUGCCACCCAUAAUUUUCAAUGCAGGGUUUCAAGUUAAAAAGAAGCAAUUUUUCCGCAAUUUUGUGACUAUUAUGAUUUUUGGCGCCAUUGGGACUGUGAUUUCUUCCUCUAUAAUAUCACUAGGUGCAAUUCACUUCUUUAAGAAAUUAGACAUUGGGACCUUUGACUUGGGCGAUUAUCUUGCAAUCGGCGUCAUAUUUGCUGCAACAGACUCUGUAUGCACACUGCAGGUUCUCAAUCAAGAUGAGACACCUUUUCUUUACAGUCUCGUAUUUGGAGAGGGCAUUGUAAACGAUGCGACAUCAGUUGUGCUCUUCAAUGCAAUUCAGAAGUUGGACCUCACCCACCUUAACCCUGAAGCAGCUUUUAAUUUACUUGGAAGCUUCUUGUAUCUGUUUAUCUUGAGCACCUUGCUUGGUGCAGUAACUGGUCUCGUUAGUGCUUAUUAUAUCAAGAAGUUUUAUUUUGGAAGGCACUCGACUGAUCGAGAGGUUGCCCUCAUGAUGCUUAUGGCAUAUCAAUCAUACAUGUUUGCUGAGCUAUUCGCCUUGAGUGGUAUUCUCACAGUAUUUUUCUGCGGGAUUGUGAUGUCCCAUUACACCUUGGCACAACGUAACCGAGAGCUCAAGAACAACUACAAGGCAUUCCUUUGCUACUCUGUCGUUUCUUGCUGA